Messenger RNA from Chlorocebus sabaeus (green monkey), 3513 nucleotides. It is a transcript of the gene ANKRD35, whose product is annotated as ankyrin repeat domain 35. NCBI's taxonomy places the organism in Eukaryota, Metazoa, Chordata, Mammalia, Primates, Cercopithecidae. The record is from RefSeq and is a predicted model, not a curated record. Gene Ontology annotation, molecular function: actin binding.
GAGGCCAAGCCCCCGUCGCAGCCUAAGACUGCGGGCUUUUCGCCUCUGCAGGGGCGGGGUAGGGCAGGGCCAGGGGCGGAGUUUUGAGCCCAGCCCUUGGGUUCUUGCCUCUGAUUGGGCAGUGCGGGUUCUGAGGCGUAUCUUGGGGCGGGGCCCGCUCUGCUUUUUGACAGCUGUCUCUUGCACAGCCGCUGCCAAGUCCGGUGGGUUCGGGAACCUGUGGCCCGGCUCUCUGCGCGUCCCCGUCCCCCGUGGCCUCGACCCCGGCCAUGAAGCGUAUCUUCUCCUGCUCCAGCUCACAGGUGGCGGUGGAGAGAUGGAACCGCCGUGAUCAGAAGCUGCUGGAGGCAGUGCAGCGGGGAGAUGUGGGACGCGUGGCUGCCCUGGCCUCCAGGAAAUCUGCCCGACCCACCAAGCUAGACUCAAACGGCCAGUCCCCGUUUCAUCUGGCAGCCUCUAAAGGACUGACAGAAUGUCUGACUCUACUGCUUGCAAAUGGGGCUGAUAUCAACAGCAAGAAUGAGGACGGAAGCACUGCCCUGCACUUGGCCACCAUCUCCUGCCAGCCACAGUGUGUUAAGGUCCUGCUUCAGCAUGGUGCUAAUGAAGAUGCUGUGGAUGCAGAAAACCGUAGUCCAUUGCACUGGGCAGCCUCCUCUGGCUGUGCCUCAAGUGUACUCCUGCUGUGUGACCACGAAGCCUUCCUGGACGUGUUGGAUAAUGAUGGACGUACACCCCUGAUGAUCGCAUCGCUGGGUGGGCACACAGCUAUCUGCUCACAGCUGCUGCAGAGAGGCGCCCGAGUUAAUGUUACAGACAAGAAUGACAAAUCGGCUUUGAUCCUGGCCUGUGAGAAAGGCAGUGCCGAGGUGGCUGAACUGCUCCUGAGCCACGGAGCAGAUGCGGGGGCUGUGGACAGCACAGGUCAUGAUGCUCUGCACUAUGCUCUGCACACGCAAGACAAGUCACUAUGGAGGCUGCUACGGCAGGCCCUGAACCGGCGACGGCGGGGCGAUCAGAGGCUAGUCCAGCACCCAGAUCUUGCAUCCCAGGCCUCUCCAUCUGAGCCCCAGGCAGAUUCUCCACCUAAGAGGCCAUGGAGAGCAGAGCCUGAAGAGGAGCAAGAGGAAGAGGAGGACGAAGACCCAUGCUCGGAGGAGUGGAGGUGGAAGUAUGAAGAGGAGCAGAGGAAAGUUGUUCAGUUGGAGCAGGAGUUGGUGCAAAAGACAGAAGAGUGUAAGACUCAAGCUGCAGCCUGUCUGAGACUUGAGAACCAGAUUCAAGAGCAGGUGCAGGAGCUAGGGCUCCUCCUAUCCUGGGAGCCCAGAGCUUCAGGAAGGCAAGGCUCUAGUCUCCGGCCUGGAGGGGAUGGCAUGGAGCAGGGUUGUCCUAUGGACCUGCUGGCUGAGCGUAUACAAGAGCUAAAGAAGCAGCAGCAGGCAGCAGCCACAGUAAAUCCAGUAUCAGCUCUGAAGAAGGCUGAGGACUCAGCCCCAGGAGAGAUCCAGUAUGAAGUCCAUGGAAGGUCCCAACAAGAAGAACAGGGGCCACCCCAGAGCCCAGAGUCUGAGACCAUCAGGAAAACCACAGGACAGCAACUGACUACCAGUGGUGCACAGACCUUUGGCCCUGAUGAUGCUGACCAGCUGCCUGCUGGCCAGAAGGAGAGUUCCCAGGUUCUAGGAGUUGAACCAGGAGGCACAGUGGCUGAACCAGUGGGCCCAGCAGCCAUGAACCAGCUUCUGCUACAACUAAGGGAGGAGCUUGCUGCAGUGUGGCGAGAAAAGGAUGCUGCCCGGGGGGCUUUGUCAAGACCAGUCAUGGAGGGAGCCCUGGGGACUCCCCGUGCUGAGGCAGCAGCAGCUGCCUGGGAGAAGAUGGAGGCCCGACUGGAGUGUGUGCUGGCAAGGCUGGAACGGGCAAAGGCGGGACUACAGGUGAAACCUGAGGUUCCUUCCCAGGAGUCCAGAGAGGGAGCCCUAAAGGCAGCCCCAGGGAGCAUCAAAGAGGAUGAAGAGAAGGAGAAAAGGGUUCCUGGGGCUCGCGGAGAGCCUCUAGGCGCCCCUGGAGGGGAAAAGGCCCUAGGAGGCCUGGCAAAGGGACAGCUGGAGAAGGAGGUGUCAGCACUGAGACUGAGCAACAGUAACUUGGUGGAGGAGUUAGGGGAGUUGGGGCGGGAGCGGCAGAGGUUGCAGAGGGAGCUGCAGUCCCUGAGCCAGCGGCUGCAGCGGGAAUUUGUGCCCAAGCCAGAGGCGCAGGUCCAGCUACAGCAGUUGCGGCAGAGUGUGGGGCUGCUGACAGAUGAACUGGCGGUGGAGAAGGAGGCCACAGAGAAGCUGAGGAAGCUCCUGGCCGCCCAGAGCAGCGGUCUCCGAGGGCUGUGGGACUGCCUGCCUCCAGACCUAGUGGGCAAGAGGAGUGCACAAAGCAAAGCAGCGGAGCCGCUGGAGGAGCUGCGGGCCUGCAUCACCACCCUGGUAGAUCGGCACCGGGAGGCCCAGCAGGUGCUGGCUCGGCUGCAAGAAGAAAACCGGCAGUUGCGGGGGUCCUUGUCCCCAUGUCGGGAGCCAGGCACCUCCUUAAAGGCCCCAGCAUCCCCCCAAGUGGCCGCUCUGGAGCAAGACUUGGGAAAGCUGGAGGAAGAGCUGCGGGCAGUUCAGGCCACGAUGAGCGGGAAGAGCCAGGAGAUCGGAAAGCUGAAGCAGCUGCUCUACCAAGCCACAGAGGAAGUGGCUGAGCUAAGGGCCCGGGAGGCAGCCAGCCUACGGCAACACGAGAAAACUCGGGGUUCGCUGGUGGCCCAGGCCCAGGCUUGGGGCCAGGAGCUAAAGGCCCUGCUGGAAAAGUAUAACACGGCCUGCCGGGAAAUGGGUCGGCUGCGGGAGGCGGUGGCCGAGGAGCGCCGCCGGAGCGGGGACCUGGCCGCUAAGGCAGCCGAACAAGAGCGCCAGGCCAGCGAGAUGCGGGGGCGCUCCGAGCAGUUUGAGAAAACAGCAGAGCUGCUGAAAGAGAAGAUGGAACAUCUCAUUGGGGCUUGCCGAGACAAGGAGGGCAAGAUCAAGGAGUUGUUGAAGAAGCUGGAGCAGCUUUCAGAAGAGGUUCUAGCAAUUCGGGGAGAAAAUGCUCGCCUUGCCCUGCAGCUGCAGGAUUCCCAAAAGAACAAUGAAGAGAUCAUCUCCACCUACAGGAAUCAUCUACUGAAUGCUGCUCGGGGCUACAUGGAACAUGAAGUGUACAAUAUCCUGCUGCGAAUCCUUAGCAUGCAAGAGGAGUGAGGCAGCCUUACUGUGUGCCCUCAGGGAUACGAGAUUCUCUGUUGGAAUAAGAAACGCUGCUUGACAGAUGCUUCAUCAGGCUGUGGUGGGUGGGGGUGUUGGCCACUAGGAAAUGGUAUGGGCAGGGCUUCACCUGCCAUUACAGACCUCAGAUCUGAACCUGGACCCUGGAAUCAGCAUGGAUGAGACCAGAGGAGGUGUGGAUGGAAACAAGCUGUAUGGAAAAUAAAGCAUGAGG